This is a messenger RNA of Solanum lycopersicum (tomato), 1520 nucleotides long. RefSeq lists its product as uncharacterized. Gene Ontology annotation, cellular component: GINS complex. NCBI's taxonomy places the organism in Eukaryota, Viridiplantae, Streptophyta, Magnoliopsida, Solanales, Solanaceae. Gene Ontology annotation, biological process: DNA replication; DNA strand elongation involved in mitotic DNA replication. The record is from RefSeq and is a predicted model, not a curated record.
GUUUUUCUUUAAGCAAUUUAUGGGUUUAUGCACAUUAGGUGUUUGAUGAAAUGCUUCAGUUAACUCAGAUUUUCAUAUUUUUGACAAUUUUUUUUGUUAAAUCUGAAACAUCCAAAGAGAUUUUCAAAGGAUUUAAGGCAAACCCAGAUCCCCAGAUUUUGAAAUUUCAACUUAUUCUUAGGUGAUUCUUAUGGUAAUUACUCGAUGAGUUUCGUUCGAAUUGAGAAAAAGAUCAACUCAUUGUUGCUACUAUUCAUGUCCAUUCUUCCAUAUCGAUGUGGGUUGCUAAAUUUGACUGGGUCAGUAAAAUAGGAUGAUCCAACUGAAGUCUUUAUGUGUUUGGCUUUCAAAUGCAUCAAAUCUGCAAAUUUGAAAGCUUGAUAGUAGAGUGAUGUUACCUUCCAGCUAUUUCUGGAGCUCUUUCCUUCCAUGAACAGCAAACACAAGCUCACAUAUCACCCGAGGAACCGUAAAUUUGACUGCAGGUAAAAAUUGAUUAGUGCUUGGCCCAUUUGAAUUGGAAGAAAUGUACGGGAAGAAGGGGAGAGAAUUAGUUCAAGAAUUUGCAGAGAGUGAACCGGGGCAGCUUGCAGCUUUUAAUACUGACCUUGUUACACAAGUACUUGAAGAAUGUAACAGCCAUUUCCUGCACCUCAAUUCCUUGGUGAGGAAAAUGAAUGCAAAAGCUCCUACUGAAAGUUCAAGUGCAAACCGACCAACUCAGAACGACGCAGUUUCAAAUAACGAAUCACCUGAUGACAAUAAUCCACCUGAGACUGAUAGAAGUUCCAAUCCAGAGCUCCCCAAAGAUGAUAAUUACCACGGGCUGCUUAUCCAUCAUCAGUCUCUCACUCGCAACAAGCGCUGUCUGAUGGCUUAUGUAUACAAUCGUGCAGAAGUUGUUCGAAGAUUGGGAUGGACCCUUGAGCGUGUCCUCCCAGAAGAAAUUGAAGAGAAGCUUAGUACCUCAGAGAAAGAAUAUUUUAAGAAUCAUGCUGCAACUGUCCAAUCAUACAUGUCAGCACUUGAUCUUGAUUUGGGGGUGGAUAUGGUGCCUCCAAAAGAUCCCUAUAUCAAGGUGAGGGUCCUCGAUGACAUUGGUAAUGUGGUCCUCAGCGACCAACUAGCCAACCUUGCUCGUCAUGCAAUUCUUUUCAUUAGGCGAACUGAUGCAGAGCAGUAUAUUUCUCAGGGCUUAAUGGAAGAACUCAUGAGUUGAUUCCAUGACUACGAGUUACGAGCUGAUUCUGAUAAUCAUGCUUUGCUUUUUACCCAAAACCAGCAGUGUCAGGGCAACUGAUUCUGAUAAUCUGCAGUUUGAGAAGGCAUUAGGAGAAAUGGAGGGAAUCAUUGAGUCUGAUAUCAAAAAGGGUUUGUUGAUUUUACUGACAUGUAAACUAGAAGUUGAAUUGUAAUCUAGACUUCAAAAAGUGAAUGUAUUCUGAGAGCUUAUUGCUCUUGGGUGAACAAAGAACACAAUUUACUUGUCCUGUAUAUCAUAAGUCUUCCUUGAAACAUGA